AAGAGAAUGGAUAACAUUACAGCAAGUGAAAUAGCUGGCUUGGCAGUGGGUGCUAUCCUCCUCUCUGCCACCGUUGCUGCCACCAAAGUCGAUGCCUUCUUCUCUUCUUCUCAACGCAGCUCAUUGGGGAUGUGCAAGCGAUGUGGCAACUUGAGGAGAUUGGCUUGCUCCACCUGCAAAGGAACCGGCUCUAUUAGAGAAGGGGGAUUGCUUAGUAUUAAACCUUUUGAGGAUUUGUUUGAAACAAUUGAUAACAGUGAAUCAAAGGUGAAGCAGAUAGCAUGUGCAAAAUGUCAAGCCAAAGGUUAUUUUUCAUGUCCUAAUUGUUCUCAACUAUAACCCCUCUGAUUUAAUCUUCUGUCUCCAAUUAUAGCAUUAUGAAUAAUGAAUACAACUCCUCACAUGUUGAGGUAUGAAACCCCAUUUUCUUCUUCUCCUGCUCUGAAUUCGCUUUAUACCUUGUUGCUAAAACUGAUAUAAUUUGUAAUUUUGUAUACUGCUUUGCCAUGUUUCUUGGUGUGUUUUGUUAAACAGAUAUUUUCAUCUAUACUAAUGAUUUAAAAGUUUUGAACCCA
Messenger RNA from Vigna radiata var. radiata (mung bean), 575 nucleotides. RefSeq lists its product as uncharacterized. Bases 7 to 339 code for a protein of 110 amino acids. The record is from RefSeq and is a predicted model, not a curated record. The transcript is spliced from 2 exons. NCBI's taxonomy places the organism in Eukaryota, Viridiplantae, Streptophyta, Magnoliopsida, Fabales, Fabaceae.